Molecule: messenger RNA, 6684 nt
Organism: Sphaeramia orbicularis (orbiculate cardinalfish)
Lineage: Eukaryota; Metazoa; Chordata; Actinopteri; Kurtiformes; Apogonidae
Product: neuropilin-2-like
Exons: 18
Coding region: 881-3691 (936 amino acids)
Biological process (GO): angiogenesis; vascular endothelial growth factor signaling pathway; axon guidance
Cellular component (GO): plasma membrane; postsynaptic membrane; axon
Molecular function (GO): vascular endothelial growth factor receptor activity; semaphorin receptor activity
Source: RefSeq, a predicted model, not a curated record
AGGGGAAGGAGCGCACUGGCGGAGCUGCCGGGAGAGGCGAACACAGCCACGGAGAGAGAGAGAGAGAGACACCCACGGCGCGUCACACACGGAGCAGAGCGGAGGGGAGCGCGGUCCAGCCCCGGAACGCGCGGUUUCACAGCAGCGGCCGCGCGUUUAUUCACGAGCCGACACUUUUACGCACGCACUCCGGAGCUGCAUCCAGCACCACAGCUUGAGUUUUCUUUUGCGCAACAACGGACUGAUGUCGGAGGAAGAUCUUUGCAGGAAAAUCCGUGGAUUUUUUAUUUUAUUUAUUUAUUUUUUUUGCUUUUAAUCACGAGUGAUUUUACAAACUAAAUGCACCAGAAACAAACCGAGCCACGGCUGAAGAUUUGGGAAUAUUUGAGCAACAGACGCAAAUGUUUCUGGUGUUUUCAACCAGUGGUUUGUACUUUGUUUUAAAGUGAAGAUUUCUAUCUGUCAUCCGUGUCUGUCUCUGAAUCCCCCACGCGUGUUGUGACCCGCAGAAGGACAGUGCAGCCCAACGAGCGCAACGACAUGGAUUUUGCGGCUUUAAUAUGUAUUUAGAGUAAAGAAAAAAUAAAAAUUGCGCUUAUUUCAGAUCGAUUCGCGCAGAUUGUGCAGAUCUGGAGAAGCAGCGGUGUCACGCACAGGCACAACUUCAACAAGAGUAGUUCACCACGCGUGAUCCCGAAGAGCCCGUGGAAGGCACCCGGCGUUUGGAGUGGAUUUCCAACACGCUGCUGCUUCUGCGCUCCAGAGAAAUAGAAAACUGUGGAAGAAAAAAAAAAGAGGGGCAACAGAUUUGUCCUAAACACAAAGAAAACUGAAGAGGAGUUUUUUUUUUGUUUUAUUUUCCCCCAGAACAGAAGCAAACAUGGAUUUACUGCUAUGGUUUUGUGGAUGUUUACUGGCUUUCCUUUCGCCUUCAGUCAAAGCAGAGGAAGGAGCAUCGGAGCCAUGUGGUGGUUAUUUAGACGCCAGCGACGCCGGUUACAUCACCACCCCCGGGUACCCGCUGGAGUACCCGCCCCAUCAGAACUGCCGCUGGAUCAUCACGGCGCCGGAGCCUUCGCAACGCAUCGUCCUCAACUUCAACCCGCACUUUGAGAUUGAGAAGCUGGACUGCAGGUACGACUACGUAGAGAUCCACGACGGGAACUCGGAGUCGGCCGACCUUCUGGGAAAACACUGCAGUAACAUCGCUCCAGCUCCGAUCAUCUCGUCUGGACCGUCGCUACACAUCAAGUUUGUGUCAGACUACGCCCACCAGGGGGCGGGCUUUUCUCUGCGAUAUGAGAUCUUCAAAACAGGUUCAGACUGUUCACGAAACUUCACUGCACCCACGGGACUCAUCGAGUCUCCCGGUUUCCCCGAUAAGUAUCCACACAACCUGGAGUGUUCUUUCAUCAUCAUCGUCCCCCCCAGCAUGGACGUGUCCCUCACCUUCCUGACCUUUGACCUGGAGAACGACCCCCUGCCAGGCAGCGAGGGCGACUGCAAAUACGACUGGUUGGAAGUGUGGGACGGGCUACCAGGAGUGGGCCCUCUGAUUGGUCGAUACUGUGGGACGAAGGUGCCUCCUGAGAUCCAAUCAUCUACUGGGAUUCUGUCUCUGUCCUUCCACACCGACAUGGCCGUCGCCAAGGACGGAUUCUCAGCGCGAUACAACAUGACGCACAAGGAAGUCAGCGAAACUUUCCACUGCAGUAACGCCUUCGGUUUGGAGUCGGGAAAGAUCACAGACGAUCAGAUCACGGCCUCGUCGAGUUUCUACGACGGGCACUGGCUACCGAGACAGGCCCGACUCAACUACAACGACAACGCAUGGACGCCCAACGACGACAGCAACAGGGAGUACAUACAGGUGGACCUCCAUGUUUUAAAAGUCAUCACCGGCAUCGCCACACAAGGCGCCAUCUCCAAGGAAACGCAGAAGUCGUACUACGUCACCACCUUUAAGCUGGAGGUCAGCACCAACGGGGAGGACUGGAUGGUCUACAGACACGGCAAGAACCACAAGGUGUUUCAUGCCAACACCGACCCCACUGAGGUGGUUCUGAACCGCAUCCCACAGCCCGUCCUGGCUCGCUUCGUCCGAAUCCGACCUCAGACGUGGAAAAACGGCAUCGCGCUGCGUUUCGAACUUUACGGCUGUCAGAUCACAGAUGCUCCCUGUUCAGAGCUCCAGGGCAUGUUGUCAGGGCUCUUACCGGACUCCCAGAUCUCAGCGUCGUCCAUGAGGGACAUCCACGGGUCCAUGGGCGCCGCCCGGCUGGUCGCCAGUCGCUCAGGGUGGUUCCCCAACCCCACCCAGCCCAUCGCCGGAGAAGAGUGGCUACAGGUGGAUCUCGGCGUGCCCAAAAUGGUCCGUGGCAUCAUUACCCAGGGGGCUCGGGGGCUGGAGGGGAGCACCAGCACCGAGAAUAGAGCUUUUGUCCGGAAAUACAAACUGGCUCACAGCCUGAACGGCAGAGACUGGACGUACAUCACCGACAGCAAGACGGGGUUAGCAAAGAUUUUCGAGGGGAACAGUCACUACGAUACCCCAGAGGUGCGUAGGUUUGAUGAGAUCGUGUCCCAGUACAUCCGAGUGUUUCCAGAGCGGUGGUCGCCUGCUGGGAUCGGCAUGAGGAUGGAAGUCCUGGGCUGCGACCUGCCCGAAACCACCACCGUACCCGACACGGCGACCCCGACUCCACCCAAAGUGGACCAGACGACGGCAGCUCUGAGACCCGCCACCACUCCGUCCCUGUCAGCUGUUUGCGACUUCGAGCAGAGCUUGUGCGGUUGGUCAGCUGACCCCCAGUCCGGCGUCAGCUGGACUCUGCACACGGCCGGCGGCGGCGGUGGACACGGAUCCCACGGAACCCGACUGGACCUGGCGCUGGGUUCGGACAACUUCUCAGGGAACUACCUCCACGUGGAUGCCGGCGCCCACACCCAGCGUAAGCGAGCCCGCCUGCUGAGCCCCGAGGUGGGGCCGGAGCAGGGCCCGCUGUGCCUCCUCUUCUACUACCAGCUGCAGGGGGAGGCGCAGGGCAGUCUGAGGGUCCUCCUGAGGGACAGCGACCAGGAGGAGACGCUGCUGUGGUCUCUGAAAGGAGACCAGGGUCCUCACUGGAGGGAGGGGCGCACCAUCCUGCCCCAGAGCCCCAAGGAGUAUCAGGUGGUGUUUGAAGGGUUUUUUGAACAUCCGACCAGAGGCCACAUCAGAAUAGACAACAUCCACAUGAGUAACAGCAUGGAGCUGGAACAGUGCACACAGCCUCUCCCUGCUUUAACUCCUGGAAUAAGCAAUCCCAGACCCAUGGACUUUGGAAAAGACCCAGUUUUCAACAGACCCUCCAUCGAUGAAGAGUACGUCUUUCCCGGGUGGCCGUCCUCCUUCUCCACCCCGUCCUCCAAUGAUGUGGACCCGUCCUCCGUCACCCUGGUGUCGGAGAAAGACAAGGACAACGCCUGGCUCUACACGCUGGACCCCAUUCUGCUCACCAUCAUCGUCAUGAGCUCGCUCGGUGUCCUGCUGGGCGCCAUUUGUGCCGGCCUCCUCCUCUACUGCACGUGCUCGUACAGCGGCCUCUCCUCGCGUUCCUCCACGACGCUGGAGAACUACAACUUUGAGCUGUACGACGGCAUCAAGCAUAAAGUAAAGAUUAACCAGCAGAGGUGCUGCUCGGAGGCGUGAAGGGACGGUAGAAGACGAGGACCAUGAAGAAUUUAUGGGGACGCGCCCGAGUUCCCUUGAAGUAGUUUUGUUCUCAGUUUGGACAAUGAAACCACGAAAAAGAAGCACUAUCUGUUAUCCAGUCUGUGUCCCCUACCUAGUAUCCUGCUACUCCCUUGCUCUGAUGUCUGAAGGGGGAUCCAACCUAGAGUUUCCCCACCUACUUGUGUGCCAGUGGGAGUCGGUGACAUUGAUCCCCCAUCCGUUGCUGUGAGGCCUAAACGGGGGGAACAUCAGAUGCCAGCCUCCCCUUUCUACAGUACCAUAUCUCCUCUGCCUGCAGGAGAGAGCCUGCUCAAUUCUACAAGCCUGUGAAUGAAUGAAGGAAUGAAUAAAUGAAUAUGACAGAUUUACCAUUUAAUUUAACCCACCAGCCACUGGAAUGAAGCUAAAACAGAGACGAACUAGAGCCCGUGACAAUCUGGACAUUUGGACUACAAAUGGCAGCACAGUCUGGGGUGUUUGGUGAAAGCAACGGUGUCGACAUUCUGCAUGAAGUCGGGAAUUGCGUCACGAAGAGGGCGACUUCCACUUUCAGCUGGAGCUUGACUGGUGCCAAAAGUGUUGUGCAGAAAUGGAAAAAGUUCCUCCUCUUCGUGACUGAGGAGUUGGGCUUCAGUGGACCAUUUUGACGGUGGAACUUUGACUGAAAUCAACACAUAUCAAGCGAAUGCCUAGCCCCUAUCAACACCACAACCCGAAAACCAACGUAGGUUCCUAAAGGCGAGAAAGGUGGGAAAAAAAAAAAGAGAACGAUAAAGGACAUUUUCAUUUGUUUGGUUUUUUAGAUAUGAGUUCUGUGAGUUUCGGAAGCGUCCACUCGCUCGCUCCUUUGUCUGCCUUUGGUCUGCGCUUUGUGAAACCAGUGGCAUAGAAGAGUAAUGGUGACUGUUUUUGUUCUGUUUUAGACUCGUGUCCGUUCAGGAAAAAAAAAAAAGGUAAAGAAAAGCCAGCUUCAGUUUGUAACCGCCCUGUAGAGUUCUUACGCCAUUUUUAGACUUUCUUUAGCGUUGUGUUGGACUCCACAGUCUCAGUCUUUGUUCUAUUUUGGCACAUUUUUUCUGUUGCAGAUUAUAAGAAUAGAGGAAAGGGAAAGCAUAACGGAGGACAGAAAAUCAGAGGUUUAUCUAAAUCUAACAUGCUGUUAUGGAGUCGUGCUUUAGAUUCAGUAUUCUAGAGUUUGUCUUUGGUAUACAUAUAUAUUUUUUUGCUUUUCAGACUGUAUGAUGCCCAAAUGAUGGACAGACACUGUGUGAAAAAUAUGUCAGUGAUUGUUUUAUUGCAACCUAUGGAUUGCCAAAGAGCUGCGUCUGUGCACGUGGAGGGGGUUAAAACAGGUCUGGGUGGAGAACGGACUGAAUCAUCCUGCCUUUUUAACCACCGCUGUUAAGUCAACCCCUGAAUGAAGAACGCUAAAUUUAAAAAAAAAAAUGAAUGGAAGGAGAAGGAAUGAUAAAGGAGGAGUAUGGAAAAUCGUCCCAUCAACUUUCUUGGACCCACAAUCGAGCCUUAAGCUAACUACAGUAUACGCUGUAUCGGAGGACAGCCAUUGAAGAGGGCCAGUGCUGCUGGAGAGACUGACGACGGAGAGAUACACAAAAACACACAACAAACACACAAACAUACACGGAUAGGAAAAGAGAGAUGGAGAAGGGAAGACAAGGAGGGACAAAGGAGAACGGAUAUGUUUACAUGCAGGAAAAAGCCUGUUCUUCAUGUUAUUUGAGUUUUCUGUUAUGUCCUGUUGUGGCAUCUUGCAGUUUCUCCUGCUGCCUUUAGGGGCGCUAAUCAGUCAAACAUGAUAAGUGGGUCAUUCUGCAUCAAUCAAAAGUGGUAAAAUUAAAUGAUUAGCAAAGCCAGAGUGAGGAUAUUAGACCUUCUCAGAAAACAUGGUUAUAAACAAAGCCAUUUCCUCGUCUUCAUUAAAAGUUGAUUAUCAGUAACAAUAUACACAGCAUGGACGAAAACUAUUCCCAGACGCUAUAUGUCAUUGUCUUUAGUUUUAAUUACAGCAUUGUUUCACUAAGCUUAUGCAACAUCAUAUGAUUUAUUUCCAUCAUUUUACGGACGCUAGCAACCCUAGAUCAUAACAAAACAGACUGUCAUAAAAUAAUAAAUAAACACAAAAGAACAGUCAGGAAAACAUCCAAGCCAUUCGGAAACACUGAAACACUACAUACUUCUAAAUAGUUUAGAGGAAAAAGGAGAAUAUAGAGUCAAAUCACAUCUCCGUUGUCCUUGUAGAUAAAUAACGAUCUUUCUUCCUGACUGUUUUUAAUGUAUUUCUUAUACAUUUUAAAACAUUUACAACAAUGUUUAGUUCCUAUUGGCCACUUCUAUCCUUAUACCAACAUUUACAAGUGUUGGCACAUUUUCUGGCAUGGUGUUAAUGGUUUAGCGCCUCUACAGGCAGUAGGAGGAACUGCAGAAAACAAUGAACGCAGACGACAGGAUAAAUAACAGUUUCAUGUAGCUCGUGAUAAUGCAAUGAAAAGAACUUUGUUAGGGUUAGGAAAAGAUCACGGUAAGGGGUAAAACCAUUAGCAGUUACACUUCUCUGAAAUUGAAAAGUGUGUCCAGACAUUAACGCCACCAAACUGGUCAUAUUUUACCACAGAUAUGAUGAUGACGUCCUUAAACAACUGACCGGUGUUGUAGUUUUUUGUAGUUUUUGUGGUCAGUUACACUCAUAAACCCAGAAUUUAACAUAUCAAUAGACACUUACGAUCAGCAUAUCUUCUAAUCAUUCCUCUCAGUCUGCACAGGUGUAAACAUAUUUAACCUAAAUUUAUCGUUUCUAUGGUCAUGAUGGAUCCACUGUGACUGAGUUUGACUGUGACCAUUACUUUUCCCAUGUGUCACAUUAUCUCUUCUCAGGGUCAUAACAAAGUCAAACACAUACAUCAUAUAGACGCUGCAGCGCACUUUACAUCAGUGUCAAAAACUAAACAAAU